AUGGAUGUCACAUCUCUCCUAAAUGGAGAGUCUAUUGUUGCAGAAGAGAAGAGAAUAGAGCGGCCGAAGAUCCACGGUCGAAGUCGAACGCCCUGGGACGCUGGAGGAUAUGCGUUACCAAUAACUACACGGCAACCUACAUCGCCACCUCCACAACAGCAACCGCCACAAUCAUUUCACUUCGAUGAUGAGCAGCUAGUCUCGCCCACCUCGCCGAAGCACAGAUUUUCAGACAGCCGAAGCAGCUUUUCCUCUUUAGUAUCCUCAAUACCUUCAACAACACACUCAAGAUUCUCAUCCUUCUCAACUGUCAGCAGCCCCCACCCAUUAAACGCUGUGGCAGCGGAAUACUUUUCUCCCAAAUCAUCAGCCAUAGAGCUACCGUGCUCUUCGCUUCUCCCAGAAGGAUUAAACCACGAGCUGCACACACCAGCCACACCAUCAGCAAACCACUUCGAUGUGCUUGGUCCUAUCGCGGAAAACGGGUUAUCACCACCACUCGAAGCUCAAGUGCAAGAAGAGCAUGAUGAGAAGAAUACGGGCCGACCAGGAUCCCCGAGCGAUGCCAUCCUUAUCAAGCGCACGAUGGUCCCCACCCUAAGGCUAGAUACUAGCAACCACCAUAUCAUCAGAUCAGCGCAGCAUCCCCCAAAUGUUAAGGAUGUCUGCGAGGAUGUCAAGAAUUCCAAGACGAGUUCCGCACCUGUGAUUUUAGAAGUUUCCGCGGCCGAUCCAGGUUAUCCAACCCCAGCGAUGCGUGCUCUACGCGAGCGAAUUGUACAUCUUAGUUAA
Messenger RNA from Venustampulla echinocandica, 792 nucleotides. RefSeq lists its product as uncharacterized. The coding region runs from base 1 to 792 and encodes 263 amino acids. The record is from RefSeq and is a predicted model, not a curated record. NCBI's taxonomy places the organism in Eukaryota, Fungi, Ascomycota, Leotiomycetes, Helotiales, Pleuroascaceae. The transcript is spliced from 2 exons.